Molecule: messenger RNA, 1559 nt
Organism: Brienomyrus brachyistius
Lineage: Eukaryota; Metazoa; Chordata; Actinopteri; Osteoglossiformes; Mormyridae
Product: B-cell lymphoma/leukemia 11A-like
Exons: 2
Coding region: 428-856 (142 amino acids)
Biological process (GO): regulation of transcription by RNA polymerase II; negative regulation of dendrite development
Cellular component (GO): nucleus
Molecular function (GO): RNA polymerase II cis-regulatory region sequence-specific DNA binding; DNA-binding transcription factor activity
Source: RefSeq, a predicted model, not a curated record
UGUGCCUCUUGUCCGGCCCCCUGAUCUUUCUGUCCAUUGGCUUCUGUGGGUCUAUAUUUCAUGUCCAGCCCCUAAUGAGUGUCCAUUGGUUUUUUUAUUUCCAUUCCCUCCUCCCACUCCCCGGCUUUGCCCUGCCCAUGUUUUGUAUGUCUGUGUCCAUCCAUCUCCUGACGUUCAAGUUCGCGGGGACGUCACGUCCGCACUUGAACUUGCUGCUCAGGGGGGCUUUUGCCAUUUUUUCAUCUCUCUCUCUCUUUUCAAAAAAGCCAUGACGGCUAUCCCACAAUCCAUCUUCCCUGCGCCAUCUUUGUAUUAUUUCUAAUUUAUUUUGGAUGUCAAAGGCAUUGAUGAAGAUAUUUUCUCUGGAGUCUGCCUUGUAACCCGGCUCUCCCGAUGUGAACCGCGCUGAAAGCCGCCACCGACCACCAUGUCUCGCCGCAAGCAAGGCAAGCCUCAGCACUUAAGCAAACGGGAUUUUUCGCCCGAGCCCCUGGCUGCCAUCGUCCCGGAGGAGCAGCCGGCGCACCAAGGGCUAGCACAGGUGGCUCCCGAUGGGGACCAGGACCUCCUCACCUGUGGCCAAUGCCAGAUGAACUUCCCUCUGGGGGAUAUCCUUGUUUUCAUCGAGCACAAGAGAAAACAAUGCGGCAGCAACCUGUGCAUGGACAAGCUGGUGGAUAGGCCGCCCUCACCCCUACUCCCGCCGCCUCAUGGCCAGCUGCGGAGAUCGUCCAACCCAGUGGAGGUGGGCGUCCAGGUCACGCCGGACGAUGACGAUUGCUUGUCCACGUCCUCCCGUGGAAUUUGCCCAAAGCAGGAGAACGUACCAGGUAAGCCAGGGCCCCCCAGUCGGUGACGCGGAGCCGCGCGCGCGUGCGUGCAAGCAAGCCGGAGGGGGAUCUGGCGGAUGACGGCACCGCGUGCUCCCAGGGUGGGGGCUGCUGUCUCGGAGACACAAGCGGCCUGGAUCCCGGCGGUUCGCGAGGAAUCCAGCUGUCUGUCUGGCGGUAGCGAGGAAUGCCGGGCCCGCUUCGGUUUGAGCUGUGAAAAUGAAAACCAUAACGAGGAUUUUAAGAAGCUGCACAUUUAACUCAGCUGUGUGUUCACUUCAGACUUUGACGUUUUCUCGUUCUGGAUAAAAGUAGCAUAAAACGCUUGUCUGAGGAGUGGGGAAAAAUCAUAUGAAAUAUGGAUAUUAGUCUGGUAGUGUAAUUGAUUACCGUGAAUUGUUAGGAGUAUUUAUCUAUUUAAGAAAAUGUCUUAUUUAUUUACUAACAGGCCGAGGGCACAAAUUUUAACAUUUUCCACAGUGUUUAUCUGUCUUUUAAUUUAUUGUUAAGGUAUAUAGUUCGACAGAGUCUGAUACUGUCCAGUAGAGGUGAAGUGGUUAAGUCAGUUCAUUGUCCAUCCCUAGAUACACACAGCUUUUAUUAUUAUUAUUAUUAUUAUUAUUAUUUUACUACAGUAAUCAGAAACAGCCCUGUAGCAAAGUCACGCUCCAGACCUGGACUCUGAGUGGCUAUACCAGAGCAGUCAGGGUGGGUCACCUCAUGGGCACA